Messenger RNA from Saccostrea cuccullata (small rock oyster), 1371 nucleotides. RefSeq lists its product as uncharacterized. Bases 1 to 1371 code for a protein of 456 amino acids. The record is from RefSeq and is a predicted model, not a curated record. The transcript has a single exon. NCBI's taxonomy places the organism in Eukaryota, Metazoa, Mollusca, Bivalvia, Ostreida, Ostreidae.
AUGGAUGUUACAAAUCUUUACACGAAUAUUACCACCUCUCUUGGUCUCAAGGCACUUGAAUACUGGAUCGAUAAAUAUCCACAUAAAAUUCAUUGCCGUUUUAGCAAACAGUUUAUUCUAGAGGCCAGUGAUAUAGUUUUGAAAAAUAAUACAUUCUCAUUUGACGAUAAACAUUAUGAACAACGUAAAGGAACUGCCAUGGGGACAAAAAUGGCUCCAACUUAUGCCACCCUCACCCUAGGAUACCUGGAGGAAAUCAUGUACGAAAAAACAAAACAACAUUUUGAUGAACAGACAUCAGGAAGUAUAAAAAGUCAUUGGAAAAGAUACCUGGAUGACUGUUUUAUCAUUUGGAACGACAGUGAUGCUAACUUAGAAGCUUUCGUAAAUUUGAUGAAUGACCUGGAUCCAGACAUCAAAUUUACAAUGGACAAAAGUUCUCAGAGUAUUCCAUUUUUAGAUAUCCUAAUAACGAAACACGAGGAGCAUUUAUCCACUGAUAUUUACUACAAACCAACAGAUACCCAUCAAUACCUUCACUUUAGUUCCUGCCAUCCAAGCCAUACAAAACGCGCAAUUCCUUAUAACUUAGCAAGACGAAUCUGCACUAUAGUUAGUGACAAAGAAAUAAGAGAUAAACGUCUAAGUGAAUUAAAGACGUUUCUCCUUCAACAGUAUUACCCUAUGGGUAUCAUUGAAGAUGGAAUCAAAGAGGCAAUAAAACUGGACAGAGAAUACCUUAUUAAUCCAACCAGAAGCCAAACUUCAGAUUUAAAGAUAUUACCUUUGGUCACUACUCACAAUCCGAGAAACAAGAAUAUUACUUCAACCGUUCGUCAACUAAACAAUGUUCUAAAGACCGAUGAGGAAAUGACCAAAGUAUUAGAAAAGUAUACGUUUAUCAACAGCAAACGACAACCAAGGAAUCUACGAAGGAUAUUAUGCAAAUCCUCAUUCCACCAACAACAUUUAUAUUCAGUGAAGAAGUGUUCCGAUCUCCGCUGUGGAACCUGCAAUUACAUGAAAACUGGAAGUACCUUUAAUUUCGGGAAUAAAGACUUUACCGUAAAGGCAGACAUGACAUGCGAGUCUAAAAACGUUAUUUAUUGUAUUACAUGUGCAGGAUGUGGACAAUUCUAUAUUGGGGAAACUGGAACCACACUACGUACACGUAUCCGCAUACACAAACAGCACAUUAACCAACCUGAAUACCGUAAAAUAAAUGUAAGUGGACAUCUUGAUAUUUGUGGCCGGGGACAAUUUUCAGUAUUUCCGUUUUACCAACUUUAUACAGACAAUGUGGUGCAAAGACGGGAAAAGGAGAAAUACUUUAUAAAACUGUUAAAACCAUCACUAAAUAGUUCACUUUAG